Messenger RNA from Oldenlandia corymbosa var. corymbosa, 2821 nucleotides. The record is from the annotation of a GenBank genome assembly. NCBI's taxonomy places the organism in Eukaryota, Viridiplantae, Streptophyta, Magnoliopsida, Gentianales, Rubiaceae.
AAAGGGGAUAGAGAAAACUGUUUCUUCAAAUCGAUAAAACUUUGUUUAGCGGAAUAAAUAGAGGUCUUUUGUACUUGUACAAAUUUCCGGUGUUGGCUAAUUGUUUAACCUUGUCAAGGGGGUAAUUGUAGUAUUACCAAAACUUGAGGUUGGAUUUGUUGAAUGACUAAAACUCCGGGGUAAAUGUAGUUCACCCUAAAGCACAAGUAGCUUUUCCCGCGUCCCAAUAGGCCGUUGAAACACUUCAACGGCGUUAGCCCUAACGCCGGUGAGGCAGAAAAGUACGAAAAUGGAAGAAACGACACAAUCCAACAAGGCUUCUCCUUCGGCUGGAUCAAGACAACUGAAUCUGAAGAAAUCCUUCACGCUUGGGAUACGAUCUCUCUUAACGGCUUGCUCAAAGGAGGAUUUCUGCAAAGCGUUUCCACAUUUCACUGUUGCCGAGCAAGAACGCCUCCAUCGCCUAUUCAUUGAGGUGAUUACUUCUUUGCAUGAAAGUAUAGAGGAUGCUUUUGAAUCACUGUGCCUAGAGACUCAGGUAGGAAGUGUUCUUGAUCUUGUAGAACAGCAUGUGGAAGAACAAAAUUUGGAUCCAUUAUUCGCCGAGAAGAGUAACAUUGGAACAAUUGCAAAAACUGUAUGUGAUGCAAAGAAGGAUGAGAUCCUCCACUUGACAAGCAUUUUGCAAAAGGCAGAAGAGCAAAAGCAUCUUAUGAGUACUCGUCUUCAUCUCCUAAGAGAACAGAGACAAAACUUCUCUGGUGUCGCAGCUGUUGUUGACAAGUUGCGGAUGGAUAUUGAGAGAUAUGGAACUGGCAGCACUACUGGUUUAUGAGCUGCACCCUGAGGUUUUCAUGUUCCUCUGUAUUUGUUCAGUGUGCAUGUCUUCUUGUUGUCUAUUUUAUCUUCAGUAGGAGUAUGGUAAGCAUGCCCAUGAUGUUUUCGUCUAGAAUUAUUUGUUGAUAAGGUUAUCAGAUAAGAAAUUUACAGUGUGGCUUUUCAGAUAAAUGAGUUUCUUUUGCUGGUGGUUGAGUAGUUCGAUUCUUACAUUCUGAAAAUGUUCAUGUCGGAUGUCUUGUUUGGUUAUUGUGGAACUGUUGGAAUUGUUAGGUAACUUCAUAAGGAUCAGUUUAAAACAGGUUUUGCUCAUCAUCAGAAAUAUGGUGGUUCAAUUUUUAAGCAUGGUCAUUAUUCCAUAACUUCUUCCACCUACCAACCUACCCAGAAAACUGAACGAUUUAAGAGUGCUUCAAAACAUGAUAUCGACCUUUACCUUUUUCUGCUUUCGAACUAAAACCCAUACCUCUCACGAGUUUGAAUGUUUUUUUCCUGCGUAGAUCUUGGGUCAUGUAUAUAUCCAUGGAAGGUCAGAACUAUCAAUAGCAUUUAUUAGGAAAGGAAAGGAGAAUGGAUUUUUAGGUAGUAGUUUGAUGUCAAAUGCACAAAAGAUCGAAAUUGGAGAUUGCCACGUAGUUUAAUUUAAGCAAUUUGUUUGUAAACCCACCGGAUUGAAGUACAUCUCUAAGCAUUAGCCUUGGACCUUUUCGUUGUAAACAGAGAAUUUCUUCUUCCCUGAAUUGCACCGUAUUCAAUGAUAUACACAAUGAUGAUUGUUCUUAAUGAAGAAAGCGGUCACUUUUAUGGAUGAUUGACACCAUGUUAAUGUAAAAAAGACAAAUGGACAUUUAUCUAUAGAAAAGUGUAAUUUUAGCAGGAUUUUUUCCCCCCAAGGAGAGGGAAUUUCAAAUAUAAGAUCUUUUUUAUUUUUUGAAUGUUAACAGAAAGUAUUCUUACAAAAAGUGUUGCAAACAAAAUCCUUGGCGAAGAAGGAAUGAAAGUUGUCUUCAUCAAAUUAAUAAAUGGUUGUUAGAAAGAAAAAAAAAACAUUAAUGGAAAUGAUAACAUUGUUUCGAAAGAAAAUUGUGAAGAGUUUUCAACUUAGAUUGAAAUUUGAUUAGUACUCAUCAGUCCCCCACUGUCCAUCGUAAGGGACACCGGUUAAAAUGCCACCGCUUAAAAGUUAAAUCUGAACUUCUGUUUAAUCAUACAUCAAUUACUAAUUAUAAUCACACUUCUUGGUCCCGAGUCCCGUCGAAUUAGUUAGUUUGUUUUAUAAACUUACUUUUUAAUGGACGGGAUAAUAAUAGUGAAUCGCAUACACAUUAGUUUAAUUUGCAUAAUCAAAAUUAAGGGGUUUAGAUUUUUCAUAACCUAACACACGGCAUCUUCCACUAAAAACAAAAAGUAGCUAUGUUAUGGAUUAGCCUUCACAACCCAUCCAUACUUCUUUGCAAAAUAAAAAUUGGAAACUCACAGUCAGUUGCCUCCCUAAGCAAAAUUUAUUCAUCCAUUUUAUAUAUCGUACUCAAAAUUUAUACAUUUAACUUAAGGUAUAAAUUUUAGGUUUUAAUAUUAUAUUUUUUACUAGUUUUCCUCGUAAUUGUAACGCCAGUCGCCUUGGGCACAGUUCGAUUUGUUCUCAGUAGCAAGAUAUUAUUUGUGUAAUUCUUACCUACUGGUUGAAUUAAUUAGGCUGUCGAGGGUGUUGCACAAUGAAGACAUAUAUCCAAAGCUAUGAAGUAAUGGAUCUCACAAUUUAAAUUUUGAACUACAUUCUGACAUUAUUAUUGUCCAUUAGCUUGACUUUGUAUUUGAAGUAAUUGAAAGUUGCAUAUUAUUUGUUGAGAGAGGAUUAUCUCUCGAAAGAAAUUUAUUUUACUCGAAUGAGCAUUAAUUAAUGCAAACAUAAUGUGUUAUUAUGACUUUUAUACAUGAAAUAAUUUGUAAAUGUAAUUUUGACUAAUCGCUACGAACUCUUUCC